GUGGAACAGCAUGGCGUGCUCCCUCCUGCUUCAGCUCCACGGUCUUCCUGUGGACACUCCUUGUUGCAGGAGCUCCCAUCUGGGGGGGGUUGGAGCAGCGCUGGGGCAUCACCCUGGGGUCUCCCUGUGUUUGGGGCAAGCAGGAGGCUGAGAUGGGCCGUGCCGCGAGAGGGACACAGCUGGAUGGGAAUGGCCACGGGUGCCGGCAGCGAGCAGGGCUGCGUGCCAGGGUUUGAGGUCUGGUGGGAACCGACCUCGGGCGGAAGCAGAGAGCCGGGGCGGAGCGUGGCCCAGCUGCAGCUGGAAGCAGUAAGGCGCAGUGCGGGGUGCUGGGCCCUGUCCCACAGGGGACCCUGGGAGACGCUGCGGAGGGAGGAUUUGCUCUACAGGGAUAUUUCUGGCAGGGUGGCUGCCCCGUGCAGGGACUGUGCCCCUCAGGACCGCAUCUCCCAGGACCUGAUCCACCGCGAGGUGCAGGACUACUAUGGCAGAGAGCUGCAGAAGUCAGAGGACCUGAAAACCAACGCUUGCGUUACACUGACCAGGCCCGUUCCCAAGGCGGUGAGAGAUGCUCUGCAGCGUGUCCACGAGGAGGUGGUGACCAGGUACUAUGGCUGUGGCCUGAUCAUCCCCGAGUGCCUGGAGUCCUGCCGGGUCCUGGACCUGGGCAGCGGCAGCGGCAGGGACUGCUACGUGCUGAGCCAGCUGGUGGGGGAGCAGGGCCAUGUCACUGGCAUCGACAUGACUGAGGCACAGGUCGAGGUGGCGAAGAAGCACAUUGCCUAUCACAUGGAGAAGUUCGGCUACCAAAAGCCAAACGUGGAAUUCCUCCAGGGUUACGUGGAGAACCUUGGUGAUGUUGGGCUGGCUGAUGAGAGCUAUGAUAUUGUCAUCUCCAACUGUGUGAUCAACCUCACCCCUGACAAGAGGGCUGUGCUUCGGGAGGCCUACCGUGUGCUGAAGCCUGGAGGAGAGAUGUACUUCAGCGAUGUCUAUGCCAACCAGCACCUGAGUGAGGCCAUGCGGAAGCACAGGGUGCUGUGGGGAGAGUGCCUGGCAGGAGCCCUGUUCUGGAGAGACUUGUACAGCAUUGCCAAGGAGGUGGGUUUCAGCCCUCCGUGCCUGGUCACCGCCAGUCCCAUCACUGUCAGCAACGAGGAACUGGAGAGAAUCAUUGGUGACUGCCGCUUCGUCUCCGCCACGUUCCGGCUCUUCAAGGUGCCAGGGAGCAGCCGGGCCGCGCCAGGCCAGGUCAUCUACAAUGGUGGGAUUGCAGGGCACGAGCAAGAGCUAGAGUUUGAUGCCAGCUUCACCUUCAAGGUAGGAGAAGUGGUGGACGUGGAUGCUGAAAUGGCUGCGAUAUUGCAGAGCUCCAGGUUUGCAGAGAAGUUCUUGAUCCGGGCUGGUGGGACCGAUGGUGCUGCACCACAAGGCUGCUGUCAUGGGAAGAUGAAGGAGAAGAUCUGUGACCCCUUCCUGCUGCUGCAGCAGCGGGCAGCCCCAGCUCCUGCCUGUGGUGCUGCCGGGACCUGCGGGCCGCAGGGCUGCUGCUGAGAACGAGCCAUAUCCCCACAGCAAUGGGAGCCGGGGGGCUGCGGCUUCAUUGGAGAGAAAAUACAAAGAAAUGGUUGAGCUGUG
Messenger RNA from Gallus gallus (chicken), 1638 nucleotides. RefSeq names its product arsenite methyltransferase (gene AS3MT). The coding region runs from base 184 to 1554 and encodes 456 amino acids. Gene Ontology annotation, biological process: toxin metabolic process; arsonoacetate metabolic process. The transcript has 11 exons. Lineage: Eukaryota; Metazoa; Chordata; Aves; Galliformes; Phasianidae. The record is from RefSeq and is a predicted model, not a curated record. Gene Ontology annotation, molecular function: arsenite methyltransferase activity. Gene Ontology annotation, cellular component: cytosol.